Molecule: messenger RNA, 3928 nt
Organism: Chara braunii
Lineage: Eukaryota; Viridiplantae; Streptophyta; Charophyceae; Charales; Characeae
Source: the annotation of a GenBank genome assembly
UUGUAGGUGUAUUGCUUGAUUGUUCUACCCCUGUUCCCACUCUCCCUACCCCCCGUGUUCUGUGAUUACCGGGACUUCUCAAGUACCGCAUCGGUUCAGACUGAUGUCGACGGGACAGGACACCGGGGCACUGCCACGACGCAGUGCCAGAAUCGCAGUUCGUGCCCGCCCUGUAGUACCUCAAAGACCGAAGAAACUCAGCAGGCGGACGACUCCAGCAGCAUCAAGUACGGCAUUGACGGUACAAGACGCCACCGGAGAUCAUCCCGCAUACCCAGUCCGAGGAGCCAAUGAGCCAACGGCUGAUUAUCGUGGGCGGCUACUGGCAUUUACGGAAGCCGUAGCUGCCGUCGAGGCCCGGAAGGAGACAGCAGAGGCAGAACGUCAGCGGYUAGCCAAUGAAGCGGCAGCCGAAGCUCAGCGAACGACUGAGACUGACGCAGAGACACGAGACAGACGGAAUGCCAGCAGCACGGAGUCCUUGCUUGCUUGUGAGCAUCAGUGGACGACGAUACUCCAAGGCAUGAUCUUUGUGCCCACGAAAGCGCAGGCAGACCCGACACCGACGGAGGCAGAGAGAAGUAACCUGGCUAACUUGCUGCUGGGCAUGAUGAGAGGAUUGCGGUCGACACUCGGCAACGAGUACAACUAUACUACGUUCCAGGCCAUUCUGGAUAGAACGAACCUAGUCAUCCAAACGGACGACAAGGCCGCUAACGAGAGGCAAUCCCAGCCGCAUUAUGUGGCUAAACAGGCCUAUCAACGUCCGGCACAUAACAAUGCCGUGUUUUCUAAGGAAAUCGACGACCACCACGCUGCGGCAACAUCCUCGAGUGAUGGAGGAAUGGUCGCAGCACUCCCGCCGAAGCGUCCGAAGAGAGUUCGCAAGAACAAGGCGACACAAGAGACAGCGGCGACGGGAGCUGKGCAGMAGCCRUGGASGGCUUAUAAGAUCACCAAGGAGGUCUAUGACCUUCGUCAAAAAAUUCGCGACGCCAUUGCUCGGAAUGACGUCGAGGAGAUGGGCCUUGUAUUCUUGCAUGCUCUCCCCUCGCCGGACGGACCAGCCGUGUCACCGCCGGACCCACGCAUUUCYCACCUCUUGGACGAGUAUAGAGACGUCUUCAAGGCUCCCACCGAAACGGUUCCGGAUCGGCCCAUACGUCACGGGAUCACUCUCGAGGCUGGCGCCGUCCCUCCGCGUGGAUGUAUCUACCGCAUGAGCGAAGAGGAACUCGAGGUGCUUCUCGCACAACUCGAUGAUCUUCUCAACAAGGGUUGGAUUCGCCCUAGUUGCUCGCCAUACGGUGCACCUGUUCUCUUCGUCCGGAAGAAGAACAAAGAYCUACGGUUAUGCAUCGACUAUCGGAAACUUAACGCACAAACCGUAAAGAACGCCGGCCCUCUCCCUCGGAUUGAUGAUCUCCUUGAGCGGUUAGGCGGCGCGACGUACUUCUCGAAGUUGGAUYUGAAGUCAGGUUACCACCAGAUCGAAAUCCAGCCUCAAGACCGGUACAAGACCGCGUUCAAGACACGGUAUGGGCAUUUUGAGUGGGUUGUCAUGCCAUUUAGCCUCACCAAUGCCCCCGCUACGUUUCAAGCAGCAAUGACGACUGAGUUUCGCGACUUGCUCGAUCACAGCGUCCUCAUUUACCUUGAUGAUAUUUUGGUCUACAGCAGGACGUUGGACAAGCAUAUCAUACACCUUCGCGUUGUCUUGAAUCGUUUGCGACUAGCCAAGUACAAAGCGAAUCUCCACAAAUGCGAAUUCGCCAAGCAAGAGCUUGAGUACUUGGGCCAUUUUGUCACGCCGAAAGGCAUUCGUCCCUUAGCGGACAAGAUCCAAGCCAUCGUGGAUUGGCCGGAACCCCGUUGCACGACRRRURUACGCUCUUUCAUGGGAUUGGCUGGAUAUUAUCAGCGUUUCGUCGAGUCAUACUCGAAAGUGGCCGCUCCUUUGUCGAGACUUCAGUCCCCGAAGUUCGAUUUUGACCCGUGUCAAUUUCCCGGUCCCGCCAAUCGAGCUGCGGACGCCCUCUCACGACGGCCCGACUUUUGUGCCAUUGUGACCACGGCAUUCGACCUCGAUAACGAUCUGCAGCAGCAUUUCGUCAAAGGCUACAAGUCGGAUCCGACGUACUCUACGCUUUAUGCGGAGCUUUCAUCGGAUCACCCGCCGGCUAGCCAUUACCGGAUUUCCGACGGGUUCCUUCUCCUUCACACGAGAGGAACGGACUUGUUAGUUGUGCCCCAAGAUCGUAUCUUACGGACUCGUCUUCUCGGCGAAUUCCACGAUGCACGACUUUCGGCACACCUUGGCGUGAACCGCACACUCGCACGCCUCCGCCAGCGUUUUCACUGGCCCGACGUUCUUCACGACGUCAGAAGGUUCAUUGAGUCAUGUGCAGUUUGCCACCGUAACAAGGGUCGAUCUCGAGUCCCCUUCGGCAAACUGAAACCGUUACCGAUCCCUCGGGCACCACGCCUCUCCAUUGCUAUGGACGURACAGGCCCGUUUCCCCGCGAUCGCCACGGCCAUGACGGCAUUCUCACGGUCGUUGACCGUUUGAGGAAGUAUGCUCGUUUUCUUCCUUGCAAGUAUCAUGCUGCAGCGCCUGAGCUCGCACGACUCUUGCACACCGGUUGGAUUACCAACCAAGGUGUUUCGGAAGACAUAGUGAGCGACCGAGACACUCGUUUCAUGUCAGCCUUUUGGACUUCUCUCAUGACGGAGUCCGACACGACAAUGAAGCCGAGCUCGGCUCGGCACCCGCAGACGGAUGGUCAGACGGAGCGAGCGCACCAGACCGCUCAGAUGAUGUUGCGUACGCUCAUCCGUCCCGACCAGAAAGAUUGGGUUGACCGGCUUCCCGACAUCGAGUUCGCCUACAACACUUCGGUGCACCCGGCGAUCUGCGUCACACCAUUCGAGCUACAUCAUGGUGGAGAGAAAGCACGGAUUUUCGCUGAUCUCCUUUUGCCACAGGUUGCCGAUAUAGACGUCCCUUGCUCUCCCGCUUCUGUCAGGAAGUAUCGGGACUUGCUGAUCAAAGCCCGCGCGAAUAUGCAAAAGGCUCAGCAGCAAGCUAACCGACGUCGACUUCCAUGUCCUUUCCGCGAGGGAGACCUUGUUUGGGUCCUCUCCGAGGAAUUUGCGCUCGAGCAGAAUGUUUCGCGCAAACUCCUUCCGAAAUGGUUCGGACCACGGGAAGUCACUUCUGUCGUUGGAGACGACCCCGUCGGUCCUUCCUUCUUGAUCAACAUUCCACCGCACCUAACAGUGCAUCGGGUCUUCCAUGCAUCGAAGUUGGCCAUCUACAUGCCACCUCCAGCUGACGAAUUCCCUGGACGUCGAUCACAGGAUCCGCCUUCUAUGGACGGACAUCAGGAAGUUGACCGAGUCAUCACGCACCGCAAGUAUGGCAACAAGCCAAGGCAGUACAAGGUCACAUUCAAGCAAUGUGCGCCUGAUGACACUCGGUUGAUCUCCAGUGAAGAUUUGGAGACUUCUGCACCCCUCAUCUUCGUAGACUAUGAGAAGCGACGCCUUGCUAAGGACGCAGCUCGUCCCGCCCGACCCACCCCGGUAUCGGACAGACAACUUCGCCCUCGCAGUUAGCUCGAACUUUUAAGAGGGGGAGUGUGUUACAUCUUCGACUCACACGGGUCCUACCGGACCCGACUUAGGGCCGGAGGGACACACCAGGGCCUAAAGGCCCGACCUUUGGGGUUUACAGGCCCUUAAGGCCUGAUUUGGGACUAUCACCCAUCGGGUAGGCCCAAACGACACUUCGUUUGGGCCUGGCGGCGCUCUUGAAGCUGCCGCCCGCCGAUUGAGGCUGAACCGUCCAUCUGGACGGUUCAGGGUCUGGCCUGGCCUCGCAGCAUUGAGGCCAGACCAUUGCCCACCGGUAUAAGUACCGGUAUC